Medicago truncatula (barrel medic) is the source of this 4150-nucleotide messenger RNA. Its product is annotated as DNA polymerase I A, chloroplastic/mitochondrial. The record is from RefSeq and is a predicted model, not a curated record. The coding region runs from base 243 to 3548 and encodes 1101 amino acids. Gene Ontology annotation, molecular function: DNA binding; 3'-5' exonuclease activity; DNA-directed DNA polymerase activity. Gene Ontology annotation, biological process: double-strand break repair; DNA-templated DNA replication. NCBI's taxonomy places the organism in Eukaryota, Viridiplantae, Streptophyta, Magnoliopsida, Fabales, Fabaceae. The transcript is spliced from 12 exons.
AGUACUUGGCAAGAAUAUUCAAUUCAAAGUUGCAGAAUCAACGAAACAGGGUUUAUGGUUUUUCUGUCUCUCUUCGACUUUAACUCCAAAUAAUCACUUUCAUGGCACCAAUGCUUCACUACCAAACCAACUUAUGUAAAUAAGCGCUUUUUCCUAUUCACCCUUUUCGCUACUUCUUCAACCUAAAACGGAACCUUUCUCACACUAUAAAGCUGGGGAGAUUAUUGGGUUUGUUUUCAGCCAUGCGGGUCUCUUCUCAGAGUACCGCUUUUAGGUCAACUUACUAUUGCCCCUCUUGUUUCUCUUUUUCUUCUUCUUCUUCUAGACCCUUUCGUUCUUCUCUCUCUUCUUUAGGUUUUUUUGCUAACUAUGGUUCAUCCCAACACAGCAGAAGAAAAUCCAAAUCAAUCCAGAUUGCUAGUAAUUUCCUCAGACAUCGCAAUUUGUCUGGUAGCUCUCUUCAAUUUAGAGAAGGUUCAUACUGUCCAAAGCGAAUAUCUUUUGGGUUGAAAAAAUGCAAUGACAUGGAGUAUCAUCGUAAUUCUCCAGUACAUAUUUCAGUUAUGAAAUUUUCAACUGCAUCAUUUAGCACGUUGAAGGUAACAAAUCAAACAAGACGGGAAGAAGAGCUGAGCUCUUUGAGUUCUUACGACAGACAAGUUAGGAUGAUGACACAUUUUGGUUCUUGCAGUUACAGAUUAUCCAAAACACCUCGUAGAAAGUUAUCUGGUGAUAGAACCGGAUGGGCUGAGGCUGGGCAUAAAUUGACUCAGAUAAAAAUGGAAAUGCAUGAUCUGGACAAACGUAGUUUGUAUCCAUCCAAUACAAAUACAAUUGCUUCUUCUAUUGCUCAGAAACCAGCUAUUACUCAAAACGAAGGGCACAAUCUUAUGCUGCAUGAUCUAUGUGAACCUGCCUCAUCUUCUGUUCAACAUUCUAUGUUAAACAACUCAAUGUUAUUGAUAGACACCGAAAGAGUUGGUACCGAGUCAAAUGUAUCUUCAUUAAAGACCGGUGAAGAGAAAAUUGAUGGUGUUGAUGGCACCGAGUCAAAUGUGUCUUCAUUAAAGACCAGUGAAGAGAAAAUUGACAAUGUUGAUGGCAAUCACAGUUUGGCUGCUGCUGCAAAAGACGCAACUAAGGCAAAAAUUACUGUUACAAUGACACGCAGUGAUGAACAAUCAAAACUUCGGGAAAGGCUCUGUAGUAUCUAUGAAGACAUACUGGUUGUUAAUAAUAUUUCUCAUGCAGAGCAAGUAGCUAAGAUGCUUACAGUAAAUUACAGGCAUCUUAUUCAUGCAUGUGAUACCGAGGUAUCCAAGAUAGAUGUCAAACAAGAAACGCCUAUAGAUCAUGGGGAGAUAAUAUGUUUCAGUAUUUAUUCGGGUCCAGAAGCUGAUUUUGGAGGUGGGAAAUCAUGUAUCUGGGUGGAUGUUCUUGACGGUGGAGGCAAAGAGAUAUUGAAUAAGUUUGCCGAUUUUUUUCAAGAUCCAUCGAUAAAAAAGGUUUGGCAUAACUAUAGCUUUGAUUGUCAUGUUAUACAAAAUUAUGGAUUUAACGUUUCUGGAUUUCAUGCUGAUACAAUGCACAUGGCACGACUAUGGGAUUCAUCAAGACGUUUGGUUGGUGGUUAUUCUCUUGAAGCACUUAGUGGUGACAAAGAAGUCAUGUCUAGGGGUAAUCUGAACCAUGAAACGGAUUUGAUUGGUAAGGUGUCGAUGACAACCUUAUUUGGUCAGAGAAAGGAGAAGAAAGAUGGAUCUAUGGGUAAAAUCGUUACCAUUGAGCCUGUUGAAGUACUGCAAAGAGAAGAGCGUAUACCUUGGAUAUGUUACUCUGCUUUAGAUGCCAGAAGCACUCUGAAGCUUUAUGAGAGCCUAAAAAGUCAUCUGUCAGAUUUACCUUGGAAACUUGAUGGAGAACUUUUACGCGAAAACAUGUUUGAUUUUUACGAGAUAUAUUUGCAGCCAUUUGGUGAACUUCUUGUCAAAAUGGAAUGUGAGGGUAUGCUAGUUGAUCGGUUAUAUCUUCAAGAAAUAGAAAAGGUGGCCAAAGCAGAGCAACAGGCAGCUCUUAAUAGAUUCCGAAAAUGGGCAUCUAGGUAUUGUCCUGAUGCCAAGUAUAUGAAUGUUGGAAGCGAUACACAGUUGCGUGUACUGCUUUUUGGUGGCACUGUGAACAGAAAAAACCACAAUGAGGCAAUUCCAACGGAGCGGAUUUUCAAAGUUCCGAAUGUUGAUAAAGUGAUUGAAAAAGGAAAAAAGAUUCCCUCAAAAUUACGUGAUAUUAAGUUGAAUAGCAUUGGAUGUAACCUGAAUGUUGACAUUUACACACCUAGUGGCUGGCCCUCAUGUAGUGGUCCCGCUUUAAAGGCGCUGGCUGGCAAAGUUUCUGCUGAGUAUGACUUUGAUCUUGAGGAUGAAGAUGGUAAUCCUUCUCAAAGGGAAGAUGAGCCUUUAGAAAUAGAUAAUUCUGCUUAUGGAACAGCCUAUUUUGCUUUUCCAACAGAGGAAGAAGGGAGAGAAGCUUGUCAUGCAAUUGCUGCUUUAUGUGAAAUCUGCUCAAUUGACUCUUUGAUCUCUAAUUUUAUCCUUCCCCUGCAGGGACAUAAUAUAUCUGGGAAGGAUCAGCGUGUUCAUUGUUCCAUAAAUAUCAACACAGAGACUGGACGCUUGUCAGCAAGACGACCAAAUCUGCAGAAUCAACCAGCUUUGGAAAAGGACCGAUACAAAAUCCGUCAAGCAUUCGUAGCUGCUCCUGGAAAUUCUCUUAUAGUUGCGGAUUAUGGGCAGUUGGAGCUUAGGAUACUUGCACAUCUUACUGAUUGUAAGAGCAUGUUGGAAGCCUUUGAAGCUGGUGGAGAUUUCCACUCCAGAACUGCAAUGAAUAUGUACCCAUAUAUUCGUGAAGCAGUUGAAAAAAAGGAAGUUCUUCUUGAAUGGCAUCCUCAGCCUGGUGAAGACAAACCCCCUGUUCCUCUCCUCAAGGAUGCCUUUGCUUCUGAAAGAAGAAAAGCCAAAAUGCUUAACUUCUCAAUUGCAUAUGGAAAGACUCCACAAGGUCUUUCUAAGGAUUGGAAGGUUUCUGUGAAAGAAGCUAAGAACACAGUUGACCUCUGGUACAAUGAUAGAAAAGAAGUUUUGAAAUGGCAACAGAAACGUAAAAAAGAAGCUUUUGAAUUUGGGUGUGUUUAUACGUUGCUAGGACGAGCCCGGCGAUUUCCCGAGAUAUUCCUAGGUCGUCGUAACUUCUACAAAGGUCACAUUGAGCGUGCUGCUAUUAAUACCCCAGUGCAGGGAAGUGCAGCUGAUGUUGCCAUGCUUGCCAUGUUAGAAAUAUCCAAAAAUAAACAGUUGAAGGAGCUUGGAUGGAAGUUACUUCUUCAGGUUCAUGAUGAAGUCAUAUUGGAAGGACCAACAGAGUCAGCUGAGGUUGCAAAGAAUAUAGUUAUUGACUGCAUGUCAAAACCCUUCAAUGGCCAAAAUAUUCUUAAAGUUGGCCUCACUGUGGAUGCCAAGUGUGCCCAAAACUGGUAUGCCGCAAAAUAAACAUCAAAUCAAAACUGUUGUGCCGCGGUUUGGUGGGGUAGUUUUGCACCCUUGGCUUUAAUACGAAGGUCAUGGAUGAACUUGGUUGCAUACAAAACUGUAUUGUUUCUCUGGUGACUAUAAUCAAAAGAGGUUGUGAUGCAACUUGGGGUGCCUUCUAUUUUUGCAUGGAAAAAGUAAUGUCCUUUUGGUCUCAUGUUAUCCUCUUUCAUUUUUAGAGAGGUUAUGGAAAUGGUUUCAUUGUGAAUUUUGUGUAUAGAAUUUUUAAUUAUGAAGCAGAAGGCCAAAAUCAAUGGUGUCCAAUUAAGCACCGAUACCAAUAUGGACACCGGACACGUCAUUGGCACGUCGACACGGGUGAUAAUUUCAUAAAGUAAUUAAUUAAAUGCCGUUGCACGUGUCAUUGUUGUGUCGUUACUAAAAAUUAGUAUCAGCGUUUGUUAGCUCUACUCUGUUUUUUUCUUCUUGUUUUUAUUUUACAAGCUCAUAGUAUGUUUUGUCUUGUAUAAUGUACCAAUGUGGCUCUAUGCUUUGUGCAACUAUGUAUUAUUUUGUAUAGUUGUAUAUAAAACGAAAAUUUCAAAUUCCAUCUCAUUUGCCAA